AUGGCAUUGAUGAGUGGAUACAAUCAGGGAUCGUACUACGGCACACAGGGAGACGUCAGCCUUAGCUAUGAGGAACGAGACGAGUGUGGAGCGCACGACCGCGAAGGAUCUGUAUCCGGCUCAGAGACAAGUUCUGGCUACAAUCACUAUCUGCACGGUCUGAAGAACGACUUCGACUCGGCAGACCCAGAGGAUCCACACGUUGCAUUAACUUCCCAAAGUCUGAAUGCUGAUGGGACUCCAAAGCGACCGAUGAAUGCUUUCAUGAUCUUUGCGCGCAAGCGGCGGCCAGAGAUCUCGGCUGCAAACCAAAUGAUGCGGACGGGAGAUGUGAGUAAGAUCCUGAGCAAGGAAUGGAAUAGUAUGGUUAUGUCUGAGAAAAAGUUUUAUCUCGACCAGGCCAAAAAGCUGAAGGAUAAUUUCAACUUCAAAUACCCCGACUAUGUAUACAGGAGACGGCCCAACAAUUCGCGUAAGAAGCGCAAGACGGAGUCGGAGCGCGAUUCACCGCCCGGGCCGCUCACUGGGGAUAGGGAGGACACCUUCGAGGAUGUCUCUCCUGUUGAGCACGACGAUUUUGCUACCCAUUCUACAUCACACGGAUACCAGCAUCCCACCCACGGCGCAGAUUCAUCUGCAUCGUACAAUGGCUCCUCCCCAUAUAGCAGCCAAAGCAACUUCUUAUCAUCAUCUGCGCUCUCCGAGUCGUCAUUAGGCCUCUCGUCUAACAGGUUUGAGCCAUCUUCGACCCGUCUCAGGAAUUUGUCGUCAUCCUCGGACCCUGCAUUCGAUUCUACACCUUUCGGUGCACAUUUGCGUCUUUCUUCCGACUCCGCACUGAACACGGCUGUCCUAACGCAGCACAGUUUGCCGUCUGGUAUUGGGGGAGGUGUAACAAGUCAAGGAUAUCCAUCGUCUUUCCCCUCUCACUUGCAGUGGGGGAUCAACAGAGAUGGUAGUCGAAUGGAUGCACGGGCGACUUGGCCUAUUCUACCUGCGCUCAACACUAACAUUGCAGGACAGAGGCUAGGCGACAAGCACACUGCGGCGGUUACCAAACCGGAGACGUACUCCCCGCAGCUGACCCAUCGUUCGUGGCCGAGCGCGACGUCCCCAGUUCCAUCUAACAGCUCCGCUUCGUCGGCGCACCAAUACGCUAACGCGUCUUUUCCUACACUCACGUCCCCGUUCGUACCGAAUGAGUCACCGACUCCGCGUAGCGCAGAGGUGCUCCCACCCCAUGGUUCUCCCUCCGGCGGCUCGCAGGAGUACAGUUCUACGACGCAGGUGACUCGCAACCUGUCCUCCCUGCCUCGGCAAGGCGAUGGAUACGAGCAGCGCAGCUUUCCACACUCACAUGUUUUACCCUUGCCCUCGACCACCGCGCAGUAUGUCUCCCCGGCUGAACACCUGACUCAGUGGCAGGCGCAGUAUCGCAGCACUGCUGGGACUCAGCCGCCCGACCCUUCCCCGUUCCCACUUUCGAACCCUUCUAUGCAUUCUGCCUCUCCUUCGGGCACGUCACCGUCCAGCUCAAGUUCAGGACCGAACUCCGCUGCACAAAUGCACUAUUGGGAAAGGAGUAGACUCGGCAGACCGUAG
This is a messenger RNA of Fibroporia radiculosa, 1602 nucleotides long. RefSeq lists its product as uncharacterized. The coding region runs from base 1 to 1602 and encodes 533 amino acids. The record is from RefSeq and is a predicted model, not a curated record. Gene Ontology annotation, molecular function: DNA-binding transcription factor activity, RNA polymerase II-specific; RNA polymerase II cis-regulatory region sequence-specific DNA binding. Gene Ontology annotation, biological process: anatomical structure morphogenesis; regulation of DNA-templated transcription; cell differentiation. The transcript has 3 exons. NCBI's taxonomy places the organism in Eukaryota, Fungi, Basidiomycota, Agaricomycetes, Polyporales, Fibroporiaceae.